AGCUCUGCAUACACUUCCAUUCAUUUUCAUUUCUCUCUCUUUCUCUCUCUAUCUCAUUCUCUGCUACUUUCUCUCUCUAGAAACUGUCCCUGUCAGACUUCGUCGUUUUUUCACUCCAUCUUCGCGUGUUUCUUCUGUCGAGGGUGAAAGGCUUGUGAGAAGGAGGGGAAAUCUGCGAAUUCACUGAGUUUCAGUAGAGUGUUGGACCGUCUCGAUCGAGGGAUCUUGUUCAGUUAGGCCGAGCUUGCAAAUACUAAUGCAGAAGAUAUAAGAACACUCUCAAGAUUUUUCUGUUGCACAAACGUCAUAGAAUUAUUAUAAAAAAAAAAUGUUGGAGACUCCGAAAUUUACUGGAAUCAUAGGCCUAAACAACAACCAUGAAAACUACGAUUUCUCGCACUUCUACCGCAAGCUCAACGAGGGUUCAAACAUGUCGAUCGACAGCUACGGCAGCUUGCAACUGAGCAAUGGUGGAGGCUCAGUCGCCAUGUCAAUGGACAACAGCAGUGUCGGAUCUAACGAUUCCCACACUCGAAUCUUAGGUCACCAAGGUCUAAAGCAUGUCAACAAUUACUCAGUUGCCGCCAGUGUUAACCAUGGUAGAGUUUCUCAUGGGCUGAGUGAUGACGCCCUAGCUCAAGCCUUGAUCGACCCUCGUUAUCCAACAGAGGGGCUUGGUAAUUACGAUGAGUGGACAAUUGACUUGAGGAAGCUCAACAUGGGCCCCGCUUUCGCUCAGGGGGCAUUUGGUAAGCUCUACAAAGGCACAUACAAUGGUGAGGAUGUUGCAAUUAAGCUACUAGAGAGGCCAGAGAAUGAUUUAGAGAGGGCCCACUUAAUGGAACAGCAAUUUCAGCAAGAGGUUAUGAUGCUUGCAAGGUUGAAGCACCCGAAUAUUGUUCGGUUUAUUGGUGCAUGCCGCAAACCGAUGGUGUGGUGCAUUGUGACGGAAUAUGCCAAGGGAGGUUCGGUGCGCCAGUUUUUGAAUAAGCGUCAAAAUCGUGCGGUUCCCUUGAAGUUGGCUGUGAAGCAGGCCUUGGAUGUGGCAAGAGGGAUGGAGUAUGUUCAUGAGUUGAAUUUGAUUCACCGAGAUCUGAAGUCCGACAAUCUUCUGAUUUCUGCUGACAAGUCUAUCAAGAUUGCGGAUUUUGGGGUGGCUCGUAUAGAGGUGCAGACUGAAGGGAUGACACCGGAGACUGGCACGUACCGUUGGAUGGCUCCGGAAAUGAUACAGCACAGGCCAUACACGCAGAAAGUGGAUGUAUACAGCUUCGGGAUAGUACUGUGGGAGCUUAUUACAGGGAUGCUCCCUUUCCAGAAUAUGACAGCCGUACAGGCGGCAUUUGCGGUUGUGAACAAAGGGGUACGUCCCACCAUACCCAACGACUGUUUGCCUGCACUCAGCCAGAUAAUGGCACUUUGCUGGGACGGUAAUCCAGAUGUCAGGCCCUCAUUCGCCCAGGUCGUGAGAAUGCUCGAGGCUGCAGAGACUGAGAUUAUGACAACUGUCAGAAAAGCUCGCUUCAGGUGCUGCAUCAGUCAACCUAUGACUGCAGAUUAAAGUUGUUAAUGCAUCGGUCGGUAAGUAAGAACAGAGUAAAGAAUCGGAAAGGAUAUGACUAAUUUUAUGUUCAGAUUUGUGUAUUAUGAUAACAAACUGCUUGUUUUCUUUCUCUUUUUUUCUCUUUUUUUUCUCUAUUUUUUUUUAAAUUAAAUGUUUAUGGAUUGAAGAUAAUGAAAUAGUGGUAAUAGAGAAGAUUUGUGUAUUUAUAAAUUUGUCAUGAUUAACUUGUUUAU
This is a messenger RNA of Erythranthe guttata (spotted monkey flower), 1797 nucleotides long. RefSeq names its product serine/threonine-protein kinase STY13. The record is from RefSeq and is a predicted model, not a curated record. Gene Ontology annotation, molecular function: protein serine/threonine kinase activity; ATP binding. Gene Ontology annotation, biological process: protein phosphorylation. Lineage: Eukaryota; Viridiplantae; Streptophyta; Magnoliopsida; Lamiales; Phrymaceae.